AAUCACAAAGCGCAAUGUCGAAAGUAGGCGGAGUACAGUCAGAAAGCGUUGCGGUUUACUUCCGGGUGAGAACUCGUCCUUUGGGUGAAGUGCAACCAUGGGUAAUGUGUUGGCUGCCAGUUCUCCCAGUCCACCUCCACCAGUGCAAGCUGGGCCGGGGUUGCUUUCUGUGCCUGCUGGCUUCACCAUGCCGGCUGUCUCCCCAAUCUCUCCUGCUUCUUCUGGGCAACAGGAGAGCGAGCCGCCUCUACCCAACCCAGGUGCUUUUGAGGAGUUCCACCGGAAAUGUAAAGAGGUAUUUCCCAUGCAGAUGGAAGGAGUUCGUCUAACAGUCAACAAGGGCCUCAGCAGCUGUUUCCAGGUCAAUCACAACAUCAUGCUAAGCACCACGGGAGAUUCCAGUUACAGAUUUGGUGCUACAUAUGUAGGGACCAAGCAGACAGGACCUGCGGAGGCAUUUCCAGUUCUGGUGGGUGACAUGGACAACAGUGGCAGCCUCAAUGCGCAGAUUAUUCACCAAAUAAGCGACAGAGUGCGCUCCAAGCUGGCCUUCCAGACCCAGCAACAAAAGUUUGUCAACUGGCAAGGAGAUGCUGAGUUUAAAGGAGACGACUUCACUGCUACAGUUACUGUAGGAAACCCAGACAUGGUGGUAGGAUCAGGCAUUGUUAUAGCUCACUAUCUCCAGUCGAUCACGCCGUCCUUGGCACUGGGGGGAGAGCUGGUGUACCACCGCCGUCCUGGCGAAGAGGGAACAGUAAUGUCGUUGGCAGGAAGAUAUACAGGUUCUAAUUUUAUUGCCACUCUGACCCUCGGAGGUGCUGGUGCACAUGCAUCAUAUUAUCACAAAGCCAACGAGCAGCUGCAGAUUGGGGUGGAGCUGGAAGCCAGGACUUGUAUGCAGGAAACAAGUGUAUUGUUUGGUUACCAGCUGGACAUCCCCAAGGCCAAUCUGCUCUUUAAAGGUUCUAUAGACAGUAACUGGGUAGUAGGAGCAACGCUGGAAAAAAAGCUGCUGCCUCUUCCCCUGUCUUUGGCGCUUUGUUCUUUCCUCAACCAUCGUAAAAACAAGUUCCAGUGUGGGUUCGGCGUGACCAUUGGAUGAACCACGUGUUCCGAGUUGAAGUGAAGGGGCUGAAAUUCAUACACUGAUGUUUUAGGGAUCAGCAACAUCUGGACACUCAUACAAAGUGCACCAUCAAUUUACCCUUAUAUAUAUAUAUAUAUAUAUAU
Molecule: messenger RNA, 1233 nt
Organism: Ictalurus punctatus (channel catfish)
Lineage: Eukaryota; Metazoa; Chordata; Actinopteri; Siluriformes; Ictaluridae
Gene: tomm40l
Product: translocase of outer mitochondrial membrane 40 homolog, like
Exons: 10
Coding region: 98-1105 (335 amino acids)
Biological process (GO): protein import into mitochondrial matrix
Cellular component (GO): mitochondrial outer membrane translocase complex; mitochondrial outer membrane
Molecular function (GO): transmembrane protein transporter activity
Source: RefSeq, a predicted model, not a curated record